AUGCCACAGGCACUUGACUACUUGUUCACAUGAAGCGGGAGCCUCUGCUGCUGGUCAUCCUCCAGGAUGAACCACAGACCACCGCCAGCCGACCGCAUCCACCGGGCUGCCGGUGACACGGACAGAUCCAGAGUGAGGAGCCGAGACAACCUGCUCCAAUACGAUGACUUUGGAGAGGAAUACUGCUGUGCUGGGCAAUGCCUUGGCAGGCACAGCAGCGCUGACAGGUCGCUCACAGCUCGCCUCAGCGCUGCUAAACGCCGCCAGGCUAUGCGCGGUCCUGCCUACAUGUUCUCAGCUCCUUCCUUCAGCCUGUCAGAGGUCGACCAGCGUUUCCUGGAGGCAGCUGAGUACGGCAACAUCCCAGAGGUGCGCCGGAUGCUGCUCCAUAUCCCCAACCUGAACGUCAAUGCGGUGGACUACAUGGGACAGAAUGCGCUGCAGCUUGCUGUGGCCAACGAACAUCUGGAGGUGACAGAGCUGCUGCUGGGGAGGGCGGAUCUGGCCAGAGUGGGAGAUGCUCUCCUGUUAGCCAUCAGUAAAGGUUAUGUCCGUAUCACAGAGGCUCUGCUCAGUCACCCCUCGUUUAGAGACGAUCACCGUCUGACCGCAAGUCCGGCUCAAGUAGACAUGUUGGAUGACUUCUAUGCCUAUGACGAAGAUGGGACAAGGUUUUCUCAUGAUGUGACUCCAGUGAUACUUGCAGCCCACUGCCAGGAAUAUGAGAUAGUUCACACGCUCCUGAGCAAAGGCGCCCGUAUCGACCCUCCUCACGACUACUUCUGUGGCUGCGACUCGUGUAAUUAUCAGCAGCAGUACGAUUCCUUCAGCCACUCCCGUUCCAGGAUCAAUGCCUACAGAGGCCUGGCCAGUCCUGCAUACCUCUCCCUGUCCAAUGAGGACCCGGUGCUGGCGGCCUUGGAGCUCAGCAAUGAGCUGGCCAUGCUGGCUGACAUCGAGAAGGAGUUUAAGAAUGACUACAGUCGCCUGUCAAACCAGUGUAAGGAUUAUGUGGUGGGCCUUCUGGAUCUCUGUCGCAGCACAGAGGAAGUGGAAGCCAUCUUGAAUGGAGAAACAGUUUCUGACGACAGUUUCGAUAUGCCAGGUCGUCCCUCCCUCACACGCCUCAAAUUAGCCAUCAAAUACGAACUCAAAAAGUUCGUUGCUCAUCCAAACUGCCAGCAGCAGCUGCUGAGUAUUUGGUACGAGAACCUGCCCGGCCUGAGACAACAAACCACUGCUGUGAAGCUGCUGGUGGUGUUGGCUGUGGCUAUAGGACUCCCUGGACUGGCUGUGGCUUACUGGGUCACUCCGUGCGGCAGAGUGGGAAAAGUUAUGCGCAGCCCCUUCAUGAAGUUUGUCGCCCACGCUUCGUCCUUCACCAUCUUCCUGGGCUUGCUCAUCCUGAAUGCAGCGGACCGCUUUGCAGGCACCACGCUGUUGCCAAACAUGACCCACCAUCAGCAGCCUGGAAGUUCACAACUCAAGCUGGACCCUCUGCUGCUUCACCGCAAGACCACCACCCCCUUCACCUGGAUGGAGAUCCUAAUCAUUUCAUGGGUCAUGGGCAUGAUUUGGGCUGAAGUGAAGGAGAUCUGGAGUCAGGGACCUGGAGAGUACCUGGUGGAACCGUGGAACUUCCUGGACUUUGGGAUGCUGGCCAUUUUUCUGGCCUCGUUCAGCUGCCGCUUCUCUGCAAUGAAGCAAGCUGACUUGGCUCAGGCCUAUGUGUACAAAAACUGCAAAACUCUGGUCCAACUUCCCCCAGAGAUACACUACUUCACUCUGGCUCGUAUCCACUGGACGCCGUCAGAUCCUCAGCUCGUGUCGGAGGGUCUUUAUGCCAUCGCAGUUGUGCUGAGCUUCUCUCGAAUUGCUUACAUCCUGCCAGCCAACGAGAGCUUUGGGCCGCUCCAGAUCUCUUUAGGAAGAACCGUCAAAGACAUCUUCAAGUUCAUGGUCAUCUUCCUGCUGGUCUUUCUGGCGUUCAUGAUUGGCAUGUUCAACCUGUAUUCUUACUACCUGGGAGCGAAGCAGAAUGACGCCUUCACCACCCUGGAGGAGAGCUUCAAGACGUUGUUCUGGGCUAUAUUUGGACUCUCUGAGGUCAAGUCUGUAGUCAUCAACAAUGGACACAAGUUCAUUGAGAACAUUGGCUACGUACUGUAUGGGGUUUACAACGUUACCAUGGUCAUAGUGCUGCUCAACAUGCUCAUCGCCAUGAUUAACAGCUCCUUCCAGGAGAUAGAGGACGAUGCUGAUGUCGAGUGGAAGUUUGCUCGGGCAAAACUUUGGUUUUCUUAUUUUGAAGAGGGAAGGACACUUCCUGUCCCAUUCAAUCUGGUCCCCAGUCCAAAGUCUGUGCUCGGACUGGCCACUGCCAUAAAGUCCUUGCUCUUAAAUGUGUCUCACAGACACAGGGAGAAGAAAACUGAGACACAACUUAAUCAGCUUGGGGAGAGCAAAAAUCCAGCAUAUGGCGGUUCAAAUGGUUCAACAAGAUAUGAGAAGAUCAUGAAGCGACUAAUCAAGCGUUAUAUAAUCAAAGCUCAAGCAGACAGAGAGAGCGACGAGAUCACAGAAGGUGAGCUGAAAGAGAUCAAACAGGACAUCUCGAGCCUGCGAUAUGAGCUGCUGGAGGAGAAAUCCCAGAACAUGGAGACGCUUGACGGACUGUUGAGGAGGCUGGGAGAGUUCAGCACGCCAUCAUCUUAGUGCUCAACCUCUAGCUAAAUGCUCACAGCUUGCUAAGUGCCUUUGAAAUGUCACUAAAUGCCCCUGCAUUUGGGUAGCGGCAUUACCAGGUUACACAGUAGAGUGAUGUGAAUACAAAGAUGUAAAUUCAUUAUGAUUGGUAAUAUUCCAGAACUUUUAAUUUUUACACAAAUAAAUGUGCAAAUGAGAGUAAAAAUCUUCUAAGUUUUCCCUAAAAAUGUUAAACAUGUGGUUCUGUCUUGAGGUUUGGUGGGAAAAUGAUUCUUAAAAGCUCAGGAACUGAGCUACAGGUGAGCUCUCAUCAGUUUCUGCAGCACUUUUAAAAUGACAGGUUUUUUGUGAGACAAAAACAAUAGAUUGUGAUAAAUCAACUAAUUUUGUUCCUCCUUUUAGAUGAAAGAAAAUCCAGGAAUGUCAUAUGCUUUCAUACUCUUAAACUAAAGCUGUUUUUUCAAUUUCAGGGUUCAGUCUUUUACGUUUCAUGUGUUCAUCACAAAAUCCUGGUAUUUUCAGAGCUGUGUAUACUUUUGAGAGCAACUUUCUUCUGUUCAGUUUUUUAAAUGUUUUCCUUGAAUGUGUCAUAGUUUGUGUUUGUUAUAAUU
Molecule: messenger RNA, 3317 nt
Organism: Poeciliopsis prolifica (blackstripe livebearer)
Lineage: Eukaryota; Metazoa; Chordata; Actinopteri; Cyprinodontiformes; Poeciliidae
Gene: trpc6a
Product: transient receptor potential cation channel, subfamily C, member 6a
Exons: 14
Biological process (GO): calcium ion transmembrane transport; regulation of cytosolic calcium ion concentration; manganese ion transport
Cellular component (GO): cation channel complex; membrane
Molecular function (GO): inositol 1,4,5 trisphosphate binding; protein binding; store-operated calcium channel activity
Source: RefSeq, a predicted model, not a curated record